GCUAGUUCUGGCAACCCUGAUAAGCCAAGGGAACAAACGAAACGAGCAGAAGAAAGUAGCACGAGACACGAGUGCUGAAAAUCUCACCACUUCGAGCUAAAACUGUCGCUGAAUGCCGUAUAUUUACAGUAUGUGGGAGAUAUUUCUUAUUUACAUAUUUGGCUGAUUUAAUCCCAGAGUUGAUAUCUGGUCUUGUUUGUGUCGGUAUCACACAUGAUCACAACUCCCACAACAAUUCACCAACAAAUACUGGGAAUAUUCACAUCAUCCUACAAGAGAAGGACAAACUCCAGGUGUAGCAGCUGAAAUCUGUGUGACUGAUAAAGAUGGAGUUUCAUUAAAGAGGAGAUUGAAGACAUGAGUGAUCCAGAAGCCAUCCAGAAUAAAACAUGAAGAUACUGAGGAACAAAUAGACCAGAUGGAAGUGAAGGAGCAAAGACACAAACUGUAUAAAGUGGAGGGAAAACGUAACUUAAAAACUCAACGAAAGAAUGCCAAAAAGCUGCACACCUGCACUCAGUGUGAAAAGAGUUUCACAUAUAUAUCUGGACUCCAAAAUCAUCUGCGCAUUCACACCGGAGAAAAGCCAUUUAACUGUGAUCAGUGUGGUAAAGAUUUUAAUUUAUCAGCAGAUCUAAAAAAACACCUGAAAGUUCAUUUGGAUAAGAGGCCUUAUGUGUGUUCUCUCUGUGGAAAGAGUUUUACACGGCUGGAUCAUUGUAAACAGCACCAGAAAACACAUAAUGAAGUGAAAGAUCACGUGUGUUUGGACUGUGGGAAGAGCUUUAAUAGAGCUGGCAAUCUGAAAGAGCACCGAAGAAUUCAUACUGGAGAAAAACCUUACAAGUGCUCAUAUUGUAACAAGAGUUUCACUCUGUCUGGAACCCUGAAAUCACAUGUGCGAGUUCAUACUGGAGAGAAGCCGUACCACUGUACUCAGUGUGAGAAGAGCUUCAAAAGUAAAAUUGCUCUCGAUAAUCAUCUGCGCGUUCACUCUGGAGAAAAGCCAUUUAACUGUGAUCAGUGUGGGAAAGGAUUUAAUGUAUCAUCAAAUUUAAAAGAACAUCUGAAAAUGCAUACAAAUGACAGGCAAUAUGUGUGUUGUUUUUGUGGAAAGAGUUUUAAGUGGCGGAACUCUCUUAUACUGCACCAGAAAAUACACACCGGUGAGAAAGAUCAUGUGUGUUUGGACUGUGGGAAGAGCUUUACUACAGCUGGUGAACUGAAACAGCACCAAAGAGUUCAUACUGGAGAAAGACCUUACAAGUGCUCAUAUUGUGACAGGAAAUUCUCUCAGGUUGGACACCUGAAAACACAUAAGCAACUUCAUACUGAAGAAAACCGCUGUACUCACUGUGGAGAGAGUUUUCUAUUUUCAUCAAGCCUUCUUAUUCAUAUAAACAAAUAUCAUAAUCCAUUAUAACUUCAAUAACUAACUUUAAUUUUCAUUGCAAAUACACAUUUUAGUUUCAUUUUGUUAAUUUGUUGAAAUGCUCUGAGAACUAUAAAUACUUGAGAGUUGAAGCUUCACCAGUCAACAACUCUUACAUUAAAAGUGCAGUUUUGUAUAUUCUGUUAGGCUGGGUUGUGUCUAGAAUACAUGAAGGUAAUUUGCUUUUCACUAAUUAGUCUAUUAAUGUGUUCUAGAGUAUAUAGAGUUCUGAAAUAAGAGGAUAUACAUCUUGUCUUGAUUGAGUUAUUAUUGACUGAGAAUGAAUUUAGUUUCAAACAAUACUGCACUAAAUAAAUUUGAGAUGUACUGUAUUAAUAAAAUAAUCCCAGACUGAAUGAUCAGGUCUUGUAUCAAGAGGUUGGUGUCCUGUUUUAUUAUUGACUGUUUAAGGACACUAAAGUACCAAAGCUUCAGUUCACCAGAUUUGGUGGCUGUAGUUAGAAAAUAACAGCUGUUGUAAAGUUAAAACGGCAACUGAGAAAUAAAAUUAUUUUCUUUAUUUACUAUUUAAAAGAUUUGAGUAAACUGUAAAGUCUAUUUUAUACUUGCCUACAUUAAAACUAUUAAAUAAACUUAAUGUACAAAUAUAUAACCCUGUACUACUUUAAUUUAGAUAUACUUAUUAUUUUCAUGGAUUCAAUGUGUGUGUAUGUAUAUAUAUAUAUAUAUACACAGAUGUAACAUACAAAAGAAGACUAAUUAGAAAGCAAGCAUGUAAGCUGAAAAACAAGGGUGACUAGACUGUUGAAGUCAUGUUUACGAUUAUAGCGGGUUUUUGUUGUUGUUGUUUUUUGCAUUAUGUCAGUGCAGGGAUGUGAUUUUCUUAAGAAUGUGCGGGCCCUUAAGAAGUCGUGACAUUGCGCGCACUGACUGAGGAUGCGCAGAAGAGACUAGUUCAAGCUGAACGCUGUUGAUAACUGAUUAUCGACUAUGAAAAAAAAAAGACUGUCGCCGAAUAUUUUCGCUCGAUGCUGUAUAUUUCCAAUCUGCGUGUGAGCAAUGUUCCAAAUUUAAAUAUUUUGAUAUUAAUUGGCUCUAGUGUUUAUGUAUUAAUGUAAUGAAACACAUUAUGGGCCCUGGUUUAGUAAUAAAAUUUUAUAUAAAACCA
Messenger RNA from Megalobrama amblycephala (Wuchang bream), 2561 nucleotides. Its product is annotated as gastrula zinc finger protein XlCGF7.1-like. NCBI's taxonomy places the organism in Eukaryota, Metazoa, Chordata, Actinopteri, Cypriniformes, Xenocyprididae. The coding region runs from base 419 to 1423 and encodes 334 amino acids. Gene Ontology annotation, biological process: regulation of transcription by RNA polymerase II; central nervous system development. The record is from RefSeq and is a predicted model, not a curated record. Gene Ontology annotation, cellular component: nucleus. Gene Ontology annotation, molecular function: DNA-binding transcription factor activity, RNA polymerase II-specific; RNA polymerase II cis-regulatory region sequence-specific DNA binding. The transcript has 3 exons.